AUGGUGGCGACCGGAGGCUCAUCCUCGCUUGGGCGAAGAUCUUUCGCCCGUCGGGGCCAGGACGUGAUCAACAGGCCGCCAUCCUCGCAGCGCUUUUUGGCCACGUCUUACGACGGCGAGUGGAAACUGCGGUCCGACGUCAAGAGAUCUUUCGGCCAGGAGACCUCCUCGCCCAGGGACGAGCACCAGACGUGGCUCAAAGGCGUGCUCGGAAAGAGGAAGAAGCCGACCCUCUUGGGCAACAUGAGAAGGCUGGACCUAACCAGCAGCUUGCUGAGAAGUAUGGAGCGGCCAGGGUGCGACUGGGAUCCCCUCCGAGACCUUCGUGUGCAGGGGGUCCAGGAGUCGGAGCCCUCCACCGCCCGCACAUCCCUGUCCAGUGAGACAGGGGAUAUGGCAGACACCAGCAUGACGAGCUUCAGCAGGCUCACCAGGCGCAUGUCGGCCUCCCUCCGGUUGGGAAGACGCCGGAGCUCUGCUCGCUCUGGGUUGCCGCCGAAGGAGGAGGCAAGGGCGCCGACGCCGCUGGAAAAGAUAACCCUGCAGAAGAUUUCGCAGCUUCAGGAUAUCCCUUGGCAGGUGAGCAAGCAAGCCUUCAACUGGUUCUAUCAGUUUGCCGACACUGGCACAUGGGAUCGCGAAGAGCUGGGGCUGUCGGAGGAAGCCGUUCUGGACGGUGUGCCCUUUGAGCUGCCCAGCUUGGGCAGCAUGUCCCGGAGCGCGCUCUUCCAGACCUGCUGCGCCAUCAGCGACGUGGAGGACCCCGCGCAGCUGGACAUGGAGUUCGUCGGAGGCGCGCUGAAAGCGGUCGAUGCGAACCAGAACGAUGCGCUCGACCUGGUCGAGUUCCUCGACUUCUACCAUCGCUACUGCUUCUCUGAGGAGGUGCUCCUCAGCCGUCAAGAGAGGGAGUUGAGACAGCUGGCGCGGAAGUAUGGCUUCAGCUUCGUCGAACUCGACCAGCUCAAGAAGAAGUUCGACCAGGCCGACCGCAACAAAAGCGGCAAGCUGGGCUACGAGGAGUUCCUAUCCCUCAUGGCAAUGCUGACAAAUCUUCCGCCGGGGCAAGAGCUGCCAGAGAAGAAGAAGAAGGAGUGGUGGAUUGCCGCAAGGCAAGGCUGGCGAAGGCACUUGGACUUGGAUGCAUUCUUGUCCUUCUACGUGUCCAUCGGCUGA
This is a messenger RNA of Symbiodinium sp. CCMP2592, 1176 nucleotides long. The record is from the annotation of a GenBank genome assembly. NCBI's taxonomy places the organism in Eukaryota, Dinophyceae, Suessiales, Symbiodiniaceae.